AUGGCGUUUCGCUGGUACCAAGCGAAGCUUAGGACUUCUCCCUACUUGACGCAGAGUAUUACUACAGCGGUACUCUUCGCGACCGGCGACACAAUGGCACAGCAGGGUGUAGAACGCCGUGGACUCGAUAAGCACGAUCUCGCACGUACAGGACGCAUGGCCGCCUACGGAGGAUGUAUCUUCGGCCCCGCAGCAACAAAGUGGUUCGACUUCCUCGUCAAGCGCGUAAACCUCAAAUCUACAAACGGCACAAUCGUCGCGCGCGUAGCCUGUGAUCAAUUCCUCUUCGCACCCUGCAACAUGGCUCUCUUCCUGUCCACCAUGGCUUACAUGGAAGGAAACUCGCCAGUGCAGCGUCUCAAGGACGCGUACCUACCCGGUUACCAGAAGAACUUGAUGGUGUGGCCUUGGGUCCAGUUCACCAACUUCAAAUACGUGCCCGCGGAGAUGAGGGUGUUGGUUGUCAACGUCAUCUCAUUGGGCUGGAAUUGCUACUUGAGUUCGUUGAACUCGGCGGGUGGCACCAAGCCCAACCCUCCCGUGGGUAAGACCAAGGAGGGCGGUCAGCUUCCUCCUUCAUAG
Alternaria burnsii is the source of this 582-nucleotide messenger RNA. RefSeq lists its product as uncharacterized. Gene Ontology annotation, cellular component: mitochondrion; cytoplasm; membrane. NCBI's taxonomy places the organism in Eukaryota, Fungi, Ascomycota, Dothideomycetes, Pleosporales, Pleosporaceae. The transcript is spliced from 4 exons. The record is from RefSeq and is a predicted model, not a curated record. The coding region runs from base 1 to 582 and encodes 193 amino acids.